UCCAUACUCAGAGAGAGAGAGAGAGAGAGAGAGAGAGAGAGAGAUUUUGAUUGAUUGAUUGUGAUAAUAAAUAGAGAGAGAAAGGAGCAAGGGAGGAAUGCAGUAGCAGAGAUUUAGAAAAACCCAAACUUUCCGAAAGCUGCUACACAGACUGAGCAUACCGGGGAGAGAGAGAGAAGCUGAGAUUUAGGAGCCGGCCGGACCCAAUAAAGAAAAGCCUUUCCAAACCCUUUUUCGGCAGUGUCGAAGAGUUAAAUGGGGAGAGGAAAGAUUGAAAUCAAGAGGAUUGAGAACACCACAAACCGUCAGGUCACCUUCUGUAAGAGGAGAAAUGGACUGCUCAAGAAAGCUUACGAGUUAUCGGUCCUCUGUGAUGCUGAAGUAGCCCUAAUCGUCUUCUCAAGCCGCGGUCGCCUCUAUGAAUACUCUAAUAACAGCAUAAGAUCAAUAAUAGACAGGUACAAGAAGGUCUCUGUAGAUAAUUCAAACACGACCUCCAUUGCAGAGGCAAAUGCUCAAUACUAUCAACAAGAAGCUACAAAGCUGCGUCAACAAAUACAGAUCUUGACAAACGCAAACAGACACUUGAUGGGUGAUUCCCUCAGUUCUCUCACUGUCAAGGAGCUCAAACAGCUGGAGAACCGACUUGAACGAGGCAUCACGCGCAUCAGAUCGAAGAAGCAUGAGCUACUGUUUGCCGAAAUUGAAUACAUGCAGAAAAGGGAAAUGGAACUUCAGAACGACAAUAUGUAUCUGCGAGCUAAGAUAGCUGAUAACGAGCGUGCACAGCAAGCAAAUAUGGUGACAGGGCAAGAAUUCGAGCCAAUCCAGUCAUAUGAUUCCCGGAACUACUAUCAAGUGAAUAUGUUGGAGGGAGGACCUGCCUAUUCUCACCCUGAUCAGAGUCAGACAGCUCUCCAUCUGGGGUAGUUGGGUGAAGUAACAUGUAUACCGAUGGAUCAUCUAUGUUGCAACUGAACGUGAAGAUCUCUUCUAGUUAUUCAAUUGUUCACUCUGGCAGUUUACCCAAGAACAUAUUUAAGUCAUAAGUAUUAGUAGCAAGAAGUAUUCACUUUAAAAUUCCUAAUAUGGAUUUAGUACCCUUCUAUAUAUUACUAAGAUGCAAGUCCUUUCCUAAUAUUAUGCUAAUAUGUGUGCAGUUUUAUCUUUUUAACAUAUUUCAUUGGAUUAAGUUUGCUUCAACUUAUGGAGAAUUAAGAAAUCCCUUCACCACUCGCAA
Macadamia integrifolia is the source of this 1240-nucleotide messenger RNA. Its product is annotated as agamous-like MADS-box protein AGL11. Gene Ontology annotation, biological process: positive regulation of transcription by RNA polymerase II. The record is from RefSeq and is a predicted model, not a curated record. The transcript is spliced from 9 exons. Gene Ontology annotation, cellular component: nucleus. NCBI's taxonomy places the organism in Eukaryota, Viridiplantae, Streptophyta, Magnoliopsida, Proteales, Proteaceae. Gene Ontology annotation, molecular function: DNA-binding transcription factor activity, RNA polymerase II-specific; RNA polymerase II cis-regulatory region sequence-specific DNA binding; protein dimerization activity. The coding region runs from base 256 to 930 and encodes 224 amino acids.